Rotaria socialis is the source of this 498-nucleotide messenger RNA. The record is from the annotation of a GenBank genome assembly. Lineage: Eukaryota; Metazoa; Rotifera; Eurotatoria; Philodinida; Philodinidae.
AUGGCACUUGCUUUUCGUCAUUUACUUCUUAUACGUUUAUGCUUAAGAGAUAUGUAUCACUUGAUUGAUCUUCUUUGUUAUAGUGGUCGUUCGUCAUUUCGUGUUUUCUCUCAUUUUCUUCUGUUCUUAGCUACUGUAAUAUUCAUGUGUAUUUGGAUAGGUAUUAUACUCUAUGUAACCGAUGCAAGUGCCAUGACAAAUUAUUCAAUUGAUCAUCGUACAUCUCUAGCUCCAUCACGUUAUAUAUAUUUCGUUUAUCAUAUAUUAUUAAAUGUUGGAUAUGGUGAUACAGUAGAACAAUCAAUUUUGUCUUUUAUUAUGAUCAUUAUUAUGACACUUGUUGCAUGUCCACUGUUGAUUAUUAUCUAUCAAAAUUUAAUACAAGAAUUGAAUAUUGUUAAAACAAAGAUGAGUCAUGUUGAAACAUUUCAUCGUACAUCGUUCAUCAAUCGUUUAAGAACAAAAAUAAAUAGUUAUCAUAAAUCGAUUGUAAAUUAG